AAUAUCAACUAUUGGCAGGUUUAGUUUUGGACAUUUUCCACGUGUUUUUACGGUUUUUGUUAGCCGAGUUUUCUCUAAAAUGUCAGAAAAAAAGCCAUACGAAUAUAAUACAAAGAAUGGAGAUACAAAAAUUGUACACUCAGGCGAUGUCGAAAUCCAAUUCCAGGACAAAAGUAAACGAACAUCCUUAGAGAAGAUUCUAAUUGCUGUUAUAUUAAUGUGUGUUGUUGUUAUUGUUAUUUUGGCCAUUGUUGCAGCUAUCAGAAAAAAGGAUACACAGUCGGAAACAAUUGAUGUCUGUACGUCAACAGAAUGUACAGUAACAGCUGCUAGAGUUACUGACGCCUUAGACGAGACUGUUGAUCCAUGUGACAACUUUUACGACUUUACAUGUGGAACAUGGAUGAAGAAGACCAUCAUAUCGGAGGACCGGUCCAGUAUUGAUAUGUUUGGGGUUGUCCGAGAUGAAGUAGAGAUUACGCUAAAAUAUCUUUUGGAAGAAGACGGUCCUGAUAAUGAACCCGAAGCCGUUACUAAAGCAAAAGACCUGUACAAGUCUUGCAUGAAUCUAGAUUUGAUAGAAAAACACGGUGCAGCAGUUCUAAAAGAUUUAAUGGCGGAACUUGGAGGAUGGCCGAUGAUUGGUUCUUUUAACGGUGUUGAAUGGAAUCCCAAUAAUUUCAACCUAACCAAACUUUUGCUUGGACUGCUGAAAUACAACAAUAGGAUUCUAAUGGAUAUGUAUGCAUACACAGACAGUAAAAACUCCUCAACAAGAAUUCUUUUUAUUGACCAGGCAGAUUUUGGUAUGCCUGGGAGGAAAUAUUAUUUGAAAGAAAGAAACGAUACUAUGAUAAUGGCAUACGAAACUCUAGGAAGAUCCAUAGCAAUAGAACUUGGAGCUGAUCCAGAUGUUGCUGCUAAAGAUAUGGAGAAAGUUGUAAACCUAGAGAUAGAUCUUGCUAAUAUUACUGUACCAGAUGAAGAUCGCCGUGAUAAUGAGGCAUUAUACAAUAAAAUGCCGCUUUAUGACCUGCCUAAAAACUUUACAACUGCAAACCUGCCAUUCAACUGGAUUGACUACGUACAAGGAGCAUUAAGCUCGGAGAUGGUACAAAUAGAUGUACCUAUUGAUGAACCAAUAGUUGUUCGAGCACCUCUUUAUUUUGAACGUCUAUUCAACACACUCAGUAAAUAUGAUAAUAGGACAAUAGUGAAUUUCAUGAUGUGGAGAAUAAUGCAAAACAGAGCGAACAAUUUAUCACAGCGGUUCAAAGAUCUCAUUCAAAAUUAUAAUCAGAUUCUUUAUGGAACCUCAACACCACGAGCUCGAUGGAGAAGUUGUACAUCAUAUGUGAAUACUAAUUUUGGCCUGGCAACUGGUAGACUGUUUGUCAAGGAAUCAUUUCAUGAAUCAGCUAAAAAUGAUACAUUACAAUUGAUUGGUAAUCUGCUCGAGUCUUUUCAUGAAUUAUUAGACCAUGCUGAUUGGAUGGAUGAUGCUACACGUGUUGUUGCUCGGGAAAAGGCAGAUUUUAUUCAAAAGAAGAUAGGAUACCAAGAUGACAUUAUGGAUGAUGAGAUAUUGAAUGAAAUUUAUCAGAAUGUUACCAUACAUGCUGACACAUACUUGGCAAAUGUACUGAAUGUAAUCAGUUCUAUAUCUGCUGACAGUUUCCUAUUCCUAAGGGAGCCUGUCAAUAAGAAUGUGUGGAGUACGGCUCCUGCGACAGUGAAUGCGUAUUACAACUCGGUUUAUAAUCGAAUUAUGUUUCCAGCAGGAAUACUUCAGCCACCAUUCUACAGCAAAGGCCGACCAAAAUCCUUGAACUAUGGAGGAAUUGGAGUCGUCAUUGGUCAUGAAAUAACACAUGGUUUUGAUGAUAGAGGAAGGCAAUAUGACAAAGAUGGCAAUCUAGUCCAGUGGUGGUCGGAUGAAGUGAUCAAGAGGUUUGAUACACAAACACAGUGCUUAGUAAACCAAUACAGUAGUUUUACUCUUCCAGAGUUGGUUGAUGAAGGUUUAAACGUGAAUGGCAUAAACACUUUGGGAGAGAACAUAGCAGAUAAUGGUGGCUUGAAGCAAAGUUUCAGGGCAUAUAAAAGAUGGGUAGAAGAAAAUGGUGAAGAAAAACAGCUUCCCGGAUUGAAAUAUAACCAUGACCAGCUUUUCUUUAUUGGUUUUGCUCAGGUUUGGUGUGGUAGUAUGAGACGGGAGAGUGCAAUCAAUAGAAUAUUAACUGGUGUACACAGUCCAGGGCGGUUUAGAGUAAUAGGAACCUUGCAGAAUUCUAGAGACUUUUCACAAGCCUUCGGUUGCAAACAGGGAAGCUACAUGAAUCCUUACAAGAAAUGUUAUUUGUGGUAAAUCGAUUGUUGUUCAAUGAUUGUUAAAUGUGAUAACUUGAUUAUUAAAAAUAUACACAUGGCAAUUAGGAAAUACGGAGUAUUUCUAACAAAUGUAUCAGGAAUUAGUAUUGAUUUAUUGUAAAAUUAUUUGUUUGUGAAAUCAUUGAAUUCCAUUGAAUGUCUUUUGUAUUAUUUUAUUGUGAUUUUUAGAUAUUUUUAUGUAUACAAAUAAAGAUGUAUAUAUUGAU
Messenger RNA from Mytilus californianus (California mussel), 2597 nucleotides. Its product is annotated as neprilysin-1-like. Gene Ontology annotation, molecular function: metalloendopeptidase activity. The transcript has 22 exons. NCBI's taxonomy places the organism in Eukaryota, Metazoa, Mollusca, Bivalvia, Mytilida, Mytilidae. Gene Ontology annotation, cellular component: plasma membrane. Gene Ontology annotation, biological process: protein processing. The record is from RefSeq and is a predicted model, not a curated record. The coding region runs from base 80 to 2368 and encodes 762 amino acids.